Molecule: messenger RNA, 1980 nt
Organism: Xenopus laevis (African clawed frog)
Lineage: Eukaryota; Metazoa; Chordata; Amphibia; Anura; Pipidae
Gene: txnrd3.S
Product: thioredoxin reductase 3 S homeolog
Exons: 16
Source: RefSeq, marked reviewed
GACGGGCGUUCCUCCAAUGAGGUGGUUCUAGGCGGGAAGACAGCGUUGAGAAGUAAGGUGUCUGCUCAGGGCCAUAUUCAGUAGUAGCCGCUAGUUGCCAUCAUGCCGCCAACCGGCCGCGAGCUGUUUCAGGCCCGGGUCAAGGAGCUGAUCGACAGCAACCGGGUUAUGGUGUUCAGCAAGAGCUACUGUCCCUACUGCGACCGGGUAAAAGACCUUUUUUCCUCUCUGGGUGCAGAGUACCACUCCCUGGAACUGGAUGAGUGUGAUGAUGGUGCCGCUAUCCAGGAAGCGCUGCAUGAAUUGACCGGACAAAGAACUGUUCCCAAUGUCUUUGUAAAUAAAACGCAUGUUGGAGGCUGCGAUAAGACACUUCAGGCUCAUAAAGAUGGAUCACUGGCGAAAUUGCUGGAUGACAACACUGUGACCUAUGAUUAUGAUCUUAUUGUAAUUGGAGGAGGAUCGGGUGGCCUUGCAUGCUCAAAGGAAGCCGCAUCAUUUGGCAAAAAAGUGAUGGUUCUUGAUUUCGUUGUACCUACACCUCAGGGAACAUCGUGGGGUCUUGGUGGUACAUGUGUAAAUGUUGGCUGCAUUCCUAAAAAACUGAUGCAUCAAGCUGCAAUUCUGGGGCAGUCGUUGAAAGAUUCACGAACGUUUGGUUGGGAAUACGAGGAUCAAGUUAAACACAACUGGGAAACGAUGAGAGAGGCAAUUCAGAACUACAUCGGCUCACUAAACUGGGGUUAUCGAGUGGCACUGAGGGACAAACAAGUUCGGUAUGAAAAUGCUUAUGGGGAAUUCGUUGAAUCUCACAAGAUAAAAGCCACCAACAAGAAAGGAAAGGAAUCUUUCUUCACAGCAGAAACAUUUGUUGUGGCAACAGGAGAAAGACCCCGGUAUUUGAAUAUACCCGGUGAUAAGGAAUACUGCAUUACAAGUGAUGAUCUAUUUUCCUUACCUUACUGCCCUGGAAAGACGCUUGUUGUAGGUGCUUCCUAUGUGGCUUUGGAGUGUGCGGGAUUUCUUGCUGGCAUUGGGUUGGAUGCAACAGUCAUGGUGCGAUCAAUAUUGCUGCGUGGUUUUGAUCAAGAGAUGGCAAAUCGAGCUGGUGCUUACAUGGAAACUCACGGAGUAAAAUUCAUCAAGCAGUUUGUACCAAUCAAGGUGGAAUUGCUGGAGGCGGGAACCCCGGGGAGGCUAAAAGUUACAGCAAAGUCGACACAAGGUGACCAGAUCAUCGAGGAUGAAUACAACACUGUAUUAAUUGCUGUUGGGAGAGAUGCCUGCACCAGAAAUAUCGGCCUGGAGACGAUUGGGGUUAAAGUAAAUGUAAAGAAUGGCAAGAUACCGGUCAGUGAUGAAGAACAAACCAGUGUGCCUUAUGUCUAUGCUAUUGGCGACAUCUUGGAUGGAAAAUUGGAACUAACUCCUGUAGCAAUCCAAGCUGGACGACUGUUGGCUCGGAGAUUAUACAGAGACUCCAAAGUGAAGUGUGAUUAUGUCAAUGUUCCAACAACGGUGUUCACUCCUCUGGAGUAUGGCUGCUGCGGCUACUCUGAAGAAAAAGCCAUUGAAAUUCAUGGGGAAGAAAACUUAGAAGUUUACCACACUUUAUUUUGGCCUCUUGAAUGGACUGUUCCCAGUCGGGACAACAAUACCUGUUUUGCCAAGAUAAUUUGCAAUAAACAGGAUAAUGAUCGAGUCAUUGGUUUCCAUGUACUGGGUCCAAAUGCUGGAGAAAUCACUCAAGGCUUUGGUGCAGCAAUAAAGUGUGGGCUAACCAAAGAAAAGCUUGAUGAGACCAUUGGAAUCCAUCCUACAUGUGCUGAGGUAUUUACUACCAUGGACAUAUCCAAAUCCUCAGGAGGAGACAUUACCCAGAAGGGCUGCUGAGGUUAAAUCCUGCUGUUAACUGAUCCCUAUAUCUUCUCUCCUGUGAAGCCAGUGCACUAACCAAGCUCAGGUAGAAUUAUUGGCACA